Messenger RNA from Phacochoerus africanus (Common warthog), 2749 nucleotides. RefSeq names its product ezrin (gene EZR). Gene Ontology annotation, molecular function: actin binding; cell adhesion molecule binding. The transcript is spliced from 14 exons. Gene Ontology annotation, biological process: regulation of organelle assembly; positive regulation of protein localization to early endosome; regulation of cell shape. Bases 219 to 1976 code for a protein of 585 amino acids. Lineage: Eukaryota; Metazoa; Chordata; Mammalia; Artiodactyla; Suidae. The record is from RefSeq and is a predicted model, not a curated record. Gene Ontology annotation, cellular component: cytoskeleton; filopodium; microvillus.
GCACCUCGCAGGUCGGGAGGGCGGGGCCGUCAGGGGCGCGGCCCCGGGACCCCGCCCCGCCAGGGACUCUCGGGAGCGCGGCCCCGGGCGUACUGCACGGCGCACAGGCGGCGGGAGCGCAGCGGUCCUCUGCGGGAGCCGCGGGUCGGGAGAACCGUUUCAGCUACUGCUGGAGAUUGUGUUUCCAGGGAUUGCGGAAAACCCAUCAGGAACCGAAAAUGCCGAAGCCAAUCAACGUCCGAGUUACCACCAUGGAUGCGGAGCUGGAGUUUGCCAUCCAGCCAAACACAACAGGAAAACAGCUCUUUGAUCAGGUGGUUAAGACUAUCGGCCUUCGGGAAGUGUGGUACUUUGGCCUCCAGUAUGUGGAUAACAAAGGAUUUCCUACCUGGUUGAAACUUGAUAAAAAGGUGUCCGCCCAGGAGGUCAGAAAGGAGAACCCUCUCCAGUUCAAGUUCCGGGCCAGGUUCUACCCCGAGGACGUGUCUGAGGAGCUCAUCCAGGACAUCACUCAGAAGCUUUUCUUCCUGCAAGUGAAGGACGGGAUUCUCAGCGACGAGAUCUACUGCCCGCCCGAGACCGCGGUGCUCCUGGGCUCCUACGCCGUGCAGGCCAAGUUCGGAGACUACAACAAAGAGCUGCACAAGUCCGGCUACCUCGGCUCUGAGCGGCUCAUCCCCCAGAGAGUCAUGGACCAGCACAAGCUCACCAGGGACCAGUGGGAGGACCGGAUCCAGGUGUGGCACGCCGAGCACCGCGGGAUGCUCAAAGACAGCGCCAUGUUGGAGUAUCUGAAGAUUGCCCAGGACCUGGAAAUGUAUGGAAUCAACUACUUUGAGAUAAAAAAUAAGAAAGGAACAGACCUUUGGCUUGGAGUUGAUGCUCUCGGACUAAAUAUUUAUGAGAAAGACGAUAAGUUGACCCCAAAGAUUGGCUUUCCGUGGAGUGAAAUCAGGAACAUCUCUUUCAAUGACAAAAAGUUUGUCAUUAAACCCAUCGACAAGAAGGCACCUGACUUUGUGUUCUAUGCCCCCCGCCUGCGGAUUAACAAGCGGAUCCUGCAGCUCUGCAUGGGGAACCACGAGCUGUACAUGCGCCGCAGGAAGCCCGACACCAUUGAGGUGCAGCAGAUGAAGGCCCAGGCCCGGGAGGAGAAGCACCAGAAGCAGCUGGAGCGGCAGCAGUUGGAAACAGAGAAGAAACGGAGGGAAACGGUGGAGAGAGAGAAGGAGCAGAUGAUGCGCGAGAAGGAGGAGCUGAUGCUCAGGCUUCAGGACUACGAGGAGAAGACCAGGAAGGCGGAGAGAGAGCUCUCCGACCAGAUCCAGAGGGCGCUGCAGCUGGAGGAGGAGAGGAAGCGCGCACAGGAGGAGGCCGAGCGCCUGGAGGCCGACCGCGUGGCUGCGCUGCGUGCCAAGGAGGAGCUGGAGAGGCAGGCGGUGGAUCAGAUAAAGAGCCAGGAGCAGCUGGCCACAGAACUCGCCGAGUACACUGCCAAGAUCGCCCUUCUGGAGGAGGCUCGGCGACGCAAGGAGGACGAGGUGGAGGAGUGGCAGCUCCGGGCCAAAGAGGCCCAGGAUGACCUGGUGAAGACCAAGGAGGAGCUGCACCUGGUCAUGACGGCGCCCCCGCCGCCACCCCCGGUCUACGAGCCCGUGAGCCUGCACGUGCAGGAGAGCCCGCCGGAGGAGAGCCCGGAGUACACGGGCUACAGCGCCGAGCUGUGCAGCGAGGGCAUCCUGGACGACCGCAACGAGGAGAAGCGCAUCACCGAGGCCGAGAAGAACGAGCGCGUGCAGCAACAGCUGAUGACGCUGACCAACGAGCUGUCCCAGGCCAGAGACGAGAACAAGAGGACCCACAACGACAUCAUCCACAACGAGAACAUGAGGCAAGGCCGGGACAAGUACAAGACGCUGCGCCAGAUCCGCCAGGGCAACACCAAGCAGCGCAUCGACGAGUUCGAAGCCAUGUGAGGCGCACGGCCUCGCGGCCGCAGCCCCAGCCCCGGCCGUGCUCGCUCGCUGGCAGUCCUCCAAACCCGUACCCCUCGCCGCCCCCCAGGUCCUUUACAAAGAGUAGUUAUUUCAGUGGGAAUGUUCUGGGGCUGCGACCAGUGGCAUCUCCCUGGUUUGUCCCCCGAUUGUAUCAUAGUGCCAAACAGGCCUGAUUUUUAUUAUUAUUGAAUCACUUCCUGUUUUAUGCUUGGAGCGGGACUGAAUCAAGGAGAGAUGCUUGUAAAGUCCGCGUAACUAACUCCAUGCUGGCAUGUGGUGUGAGAUUCAGUGUAAUUACACCACAUCGUGGCUUAUAUGCUGUGCCAUACUUUUUCUGCAUUCGAAAUUAGCUGAAAUUGAUUUCUUGAUUUCUAUGAAGGAUCCAUCCUUAUGUUUUCUGAUGGGUGAAAAUUUUGAAAACUGAGUCUGAAGCACUCUCUUCCCACACAUGCCCACGCCACCUCCUCCCCGGGCCUCUGGGUCAGUCGACGAAAUCCUGUGAUCGUGCAGUGGAUCACUCAGGGUAAACAAUGCAGGAGGAUGCUCUAGAGCUGCGGUAAAUUUUUCUUUUUUUUGCUUAACAGUUAGAGGCUACCUUGUUGGACCUGCACCUGAAUACUGAUCAGCUAUAGAGUAUAGUAUUUAUAUGUAAUGAUAAUACCGGUUUGUAACAUUAGUUUAAAAAAGGGAAAGUCUCAUUCUGUAUAUUUUGUUAACUUUUACAGAAUAAUAAAAGAUUUACCUAUGAAAAA